AUGGCUCACGUCAGGCAACUAAUGGCCGAGUUGUUGGUGCGAACCGAAAUGAACGAGUGGGCUGCGCAUCAGGAGCUCCAACAACUGGAAAAUCAACUUGAUGUUUGCUCGGCUGCUGCUUGGCUAGCUAUCACUGAGAGGAAUAGACUCAGGGAUCGCUUGGCGAUUCUGUCGAAAUACCCGCUUGUGGAGCCGUGCCGACGCGGUAGGCAAUCUCCAUCUAGAAGAGGUUGUCAACUCAAGAAACCGGAGGAAGAAUGCAAGCAGUGUGGAACUGUAAAGCAGUCGUCGCGUCAAACUGUAUCGGAUGGUUCCGUUGUCACCAUAUCCACAGAAAAGCAGGUCAAAGUUGAAGAGGGAUCCACAGGGAGUCCAGGAACUUCAGAAACGCGGCGCGAGCUUCUGCUUCCGAUGAACAUCAUGACCACGAUCCAGAAAGUGCUUCAGGAUUCUCUUGGAAUCGACGUGGCGUUUGAGAGCGACAUGCCGCAAUGA
This is a messenger RNA of Ostertagia ostertagi, 495 nucleotides long. The record is from the annotation of a GenBank genome assembly. Lineage: Eukaryota; Metazoa; Nematoda; Chromadorea; Rhabditida; Trichostrongylidae.